CACCGUGCAAGGAGCUUUAUUACAAUUUUUCAUAUGACCCCAUAUGGCCGCUCUUUGCUCUCAGUGUUUUCUCUGGUAGUCCGGCGCGUCGGCUGCUACGUAAAAAAAUUGUGUGUAAUUUGGAAGGAGAUUCAAUUUGGAGAAGGAUCAAGAUAAAAAUAAUUGGCAUAAAAUAUGGUGUUUUUAUCCGCAAGUUUAUCUGUGAGAUCGCGAGGUCCGGAUGAAUUUUGGCGCAAACGAAACAUUUUUCGACUCGCAGCGCAUUUCAUUGGUAGAAGAAGAAAUUGCUACAGUUUAGCCGUCAGAGGUGUGCACAGAGCUCUGGUGUAUUGUACUAUAGGAAGAAAAUUGAAAAAAGCCGAUAUAAAUCAGUUGCGCGAACAAAGAGUGGAGGCUGCGUCGCAGGAACACAACAUCGAUCUUACUACUCUCAGAACGGGACUGGGUAGAUGUAACAUCUUCUUGAAUCGAAAGUCACUGGCUGACUUGGCGAUUUGGGAACCUCGAUCGUUCAAGGCUCUCACGGAUAUCGCUUGCGCCAGAGCGAAGCAAGAUCAUUUUAGAUCCGUCGCUAAUGUCGAAGUACCAAAGAAUGUUUUUGUAAGAGGAUUGAUUAAAUGAGAUAUCGCAUA
Pseudomyrmex gracilis is the source of this 632-nucleotide messenger RNA. It is a transcript of the gene mRpL20, whose product is annotated as 39S ribosomal protein L20, mitochondrial. Gene Ontology annotation, molecular function: structural constituent of ribosome; rRNA binding. The transcript has 3 exons. Gene Ontology annotation, biological process: translation; ribosomal large subunit assembly. Bases 175 to 621 code for a protein of 148 amino acids. The record is from RefSeq and is a predicted model, not a curated record. Gene Ontology annotation, cellular component: ribosome. NCBI's taxonomy places the organism in Eukaryota, Metazoa, Arthropoda, Insecta, Hymenoptera, Formicidae.